Molecule: messenger RNA, 1821 nt
Organism: Fonsecaea multimorphosa CBS 102226
Lineage: Eukaryota; Fungi; Ascomycota; Eurotiomycetes; Chaetothyriales; Herpotrichiellaceae
Exons: 3
Coding region: 1-1821 (606 amino acids)
Biological process (GO): lactate catabolic process
Cellular component (GO): mitochondrion
Molecular function (GO): D-lactate dehydrogenase (NAD+) activity; FAD binding; D-lactate dehydrogenase (cytochrome) activity
Source: RefSeq, a predicted model, not a curated record
AUGUCGAACUCAGCCUCGUCAACCCAGGGUUCUAUCCCAGAUCUCACAGCUCGAUACAGUGGCGUACCUCGAAGACUCACUCAAGAAGCCCUUGAUGCUAAAGCGAGGCUGUAUUCUCAGAAGUCGCUUCCGGACAGUGUGCCCCGAAAAAGAGUUGCGCUGCCGCCGGAUGUGAGCAGGGAAAGCUUCGACCAGGCUGUCGCCGAACUGAAAAGUUCCCUUGGAGACGAGAAUGUCCAGGUCAAUGACGGGCCACUCGUCGAUGGGUGGUAUAUGGAGCAUCCGAACACCCACGACGCAUAUCACAUUGCCGAUCAGGAAGAGCUGAUAUGCAGUGCCAUGGUGUAUCCUUGUAGCACAGACGAGGUCCAGACCGUGGUAAGAUGGGCAAACAAGCACAAGAUUCCCAUCUACCCGAUCUCCAUGGGCCGGAAUAUCGGAUAUGGGGGAGCAGCUCCCCGUAUUCCGGGAUCUGUUGUUGUUGAUCUGGGUCGGAGAAUGAACAAGAUCCUCGAUGUGGACGCGGAUAAUGCGUCUUGUGUGGUGGAGCCUGGGGUUUCUUACUUUGCACUGUACGAAGAGAUCCAGAGGAGAGGGCUGCCGCUGUGGAUCGACUGUCCGGAUCUUGGAGGUGGCAGUGUUCUUGGAAAUGCCAUCGAUCGAGGUGUUGGAUAUACUCCGUACGGUGACCACUUUGCCAAUCACUGUGGAAUGGAACUGGUGCUUCCGACAGGCGAGCUGCUCCGGACCGGCAUGGGCGCAAUGCCAGGCAAGGACGGUGCGGACAACCCGACAUGGCAGUCCUUCCAAGCAGCCUACGGCCCCUACGUCGACGGCAUCUUCAGCCAGAGCAAUUACGGCAUUGUCACCAAGAUGGGGUUUUGGCUGAUGCCCGAGGUCGGCCACCAGUCGUACAUGAUCACUUUUCCCCGCGAGGAGGACUUUGAGCAGAUCGUCGAGAUCAUUCGGCCGCUGGCGCAGAAGCGAAUCCUGGGCAACAUCCCGCAGCUGAGGCACGUCAUCCAAGAACUGGCCGUGAUGGGAAAGCCGCGGUCGUUUUGGUACAGCGGUAGAGGCCAAAUGCCGCGGGACGUGAUACGGGACAAGGCCUCGAAGCUGCCCUGCGGCGAUUGCUCGUGGGUCUUCUACGGCACGCAGUACGGCGACCCGACCUCGAUCGCGGCCCAGCUCAAGAUCAUCAAGGCCGAGUUCGGCAAGGUCCAGGGCAGCAGGUUCAUGUUACCUUCCGAGGUGCCAGCGGACCACUACCUCCACUCCCGUGUCCAGGUGUGCAGCGGCGUGCCGGUGCUCAAGGAACUCGACUGGCUCAAUUGGGUACCCAAUGCCGCGCACCUGUUCUUCUCCCCAAUCUCGCCGACCAAGGGCAAGGACGCGAGUCUCAUCCACCGCACCAUCACCCAGCUGCACACGAAAUGGGGCUUCGACGUGUUUCCCACCAUGUGCGUCGCGGGCCGCGAGAUGCACUACAUCGCCAAUAUUGUCUACGACCGCGCCGAUGCGGAUGCAAAGAGGAGGGCCACGGGUCUCAUGCGCGACAUGAUCCGCGCCGCUGCCCGCGAAGGGUACGGCGAGUACCGCACUCAUUUGCUCUUCGCGGACCAGGUCGCCGAGACGUACAGCUGGGGCGGCGGCGCGUUGAGGAAGUUCAAUGAGACCAUCAAGGAUGCGCUCGACCCGAACGGGAUCCUGGCACCCGGCCGCAAUGGCAUCUGGGGCAAGAGGUUCAGGGGCAAAGGGUGGGAGAUUCUGGAUGGGGAUCAGAGAAAUUUGUUGAGUGAUGGAGUCAAGCCGAAGUUGUAG